This is a messenger RNA of Carassius auratus (goldfish), 956 nucleotides long. Its product is annotated as duodenase-1-like. The record is from RefSeq and is a predicted model, not a curated record. Gene Ontology annotation, molecular function: serine-type endopeptidase activity. Gene Ontology annotation, biological process: proteolysis. NCBI's taxonomy places the organism in Eukaryota, Metazoa, Chordata, Actinopteri, Cypriniformes, Cyprinidae. The transcript has 5 exons. The coding region runs from base 123 to 878 and encodes 251 amino acids.
CUUAAACGCUGAAUGCAGAGCAUGCUGCAGCUUCUGCUAUUAUCUUCCGGGUUUGGGCCACUCUAUAAAAGCAGAGCCCAACAUCUCUGUGGUGCACAUUGAGUGUAACUGAGCUGUCUACAAUGAGCAUCCGUUGGCAAAUCACUUGUCUGCUACUGCUGCCUUCCUGCACCCCAGGUUUUUCCAUGGAUGAUGGCAUUGUUGGUGGUAAAGUCUCCGUUCCACACAGUCGACCCUACAUGGUCUACAUCCGUGACAGCGUUACAAAAACAACAUGUGGUGGUUUUUUGGUAAGAGAGGAUUAUGUGAUGACAGCCGCCCACUGCAGAAGAAAUAAUCUUAUGGUGUAUUUGGGAGUCGAUGACACCAGACAUUUACCUGGCGGUGUAGCUGUAGAUCCCAUUCCACAUCCAGGAUUCAAUAUGAACAAGAAAGGUCAUGACAUCAUGCUUCUAAAGCUCAAAACCCCUGCAGUUUUAAACAAAACGGUGAAUACUAUCGCUUUGCCUGGGAAUGAACAAUUCUCAAAGGACUGCAUGGUCAUGGGUUGGGGCUGGCAAGAUUACCAGCGUGGGUCUCCUUCAAAUGUGCUCAAAGAAGCAAACGUGACUCUGAUAGACUCUGAAAACUGUGGCCCGGCUGACACUCUGUGCAAUGAGGGAAAAACUGGACCAUCACAGGGAGACUCUGGGGGUCCACUUGUUUGCGGAGGCGUUGCACAGGGAAUCGUGUCAUUUUACAAAAACCACACAAAUGCAGAUUUACUCACGGUGUACACUCAUAUUUCCCACUUCUUUGCAUGGAUUCAUGACAACAUGAUACCACCUACUCAGCAGCGAUAUGAAACAUGGAAGGGCAAGCUGGAUAAACUCAUUUAGUUGUCUGGUUCAAUGCACGUUCUAUCAUUUAUGUUUGGUUCAGUUUUACACCAAUCAUUAAAUGUGCAAGUUUUAAAA